Messenger RNA from Caenorhabditis sp. 36 PRJEB53466, 1620 nucleotides. NCBI's taxonomy places the organism in Eukaryota, Metazoa, Nematoda, Chromadorea, Rhabditida, Rhabditidae. The record is from the annotation of a GenBank genome assembly.
AUGGACGCCAAAACGUUUCUGCUCCACAAUAUAAUCGAGGUGAGUGGAGGGGGAGUGGGCGGCCGUCAUCUACAGUAAUCCUUUGAGACUGUUGGAAGACGAUCGCUCGCUUCGGUCGAGUUCAAGUGCGGCGACUGCGUGGGACCGUACGCGCUCUCGAAUAAUGACGGAGGAGUCCGGGUUACGGUAGGUCUCCCUGCAACUGGGUACUGUAGUUGGUACAUUCAGCUGUCCAACUUUACCGGUGAGCCUGUAACUCUCGAGUUCGAAGCGAAUUCAGUGGUCAGCAGGAUCCAAUUCACUCCAAGCCCCCUCUUUGCCAAUUCCGUCGUUCUUCAGACAAGUACUUAAAGUCUUCUUUCUCAUCGGAAUCUUCGAAUGUUUAUCCUUUUUCAGGCGCUUUCGUUCAGAUUCUUUUCACGAAAGACGUGCUGAAGAAUGAGCCGUUGCGAGCGAUUCUUGUGGCAGAUAUGAACUACCAACUGGAGAACGAAAAGGGGGAAAAAGGGAAAAGUGAGCACAGAAAUAUCGGAUGUGCCCAUUGAAAACGAGUUUUCAGAGUUUGAAUGUUCAAAGUGUCACAUGGCGAAAUUCAAUUCGAUGCAGAAUUUGAAAAUUCACGAAGAACAGUAUUGUGCUCACAAAGAGAAGGCUCCGGAGCCGCAGAACCUGAUUCUUCUGCCAUUGGCAUUUCACGACAUGCCCCAACAGAAUGCAGUUCAGGCGAGGAAUCACGGGAGCAGCUCACUUCAAUCGGGUCCCUUUCAGGUCGUGGGACCAGUGCAUUCUCUCGUUCCGGUGGCCGUCGGGAGACAGACAACUCUUGUGAAUACGAACCCGGUUUUCGUUCACAACAACUCAAAUUUGGAGAUUCCGAGCAGUCUGAGCGUGUCCCAUCCGACGCUUUCGAUCAAAAUUCCCGUGAUCGAUCUGGAUGAGAAGUGCUCUCUCGCUCUCUCUCCGUCCCGUUCCCUCAUUCCGUGCAUUUCCAGAGUGGCGUCCACCCCUCUCGACCUGUCUUCUUCGUCCCGCGCCGCCAGCAUUCCUUCCCUUUCCGCCAGCUGUUCUCCCACUUCCAAGAGCUCCAGCAGUGAGCCGUUUUCGCCCGAGAAGCCCUUCUCCUGCUCGUGCGGCGUCUCUUUCUCCAGUCAGAACACGUUUGACGCCCACAAACAGUUCUAUUGUCAGCACACUCAACCGGCUCUCUCGGCGGGAGCUUCUCGAACCGACGCUUCUCGAAAGGUGCGUCCCAUUUAUCGCCGCUCCGAAUUUCUCUUUCCCCUUCCCCGAUUGCAAUCUUGAAUUAUGGCCGGAGGGCGGGUGGCUCUCGAGCAAAAGAGAAGGACUCCGCGUGAUUUGUAGGUACCGGAAAAGUGCGGCAAAUGCGAUUUCGUGCCCGUCUCGACCUCCCAACUGGCGAUGCACACUCGUACCGCCCAUCAGACGACGAAGACAUUCACCUGUUUGGUGUGCGGAUACAGGGCUUUCAGUAUGCGAGGAGUGCGCACGCAUAUGAGGUGAGAGAAGGAAUGGAAACGGCCGAAGUAGUUGAAUAAUUGUUGCAGGUCCCACCCGAGUGAAGAUGCUCAGAGAUUCAAAGUGAACGAGCCGGAUGCGUGA